AUGUCUCUAGGUGUUGAUGUCAUUGAGACAGGGCCUGCACUGCAGGUGCUAUUGUUGGGAGAAGUAGCUGAGGCAGACAAACUGCUCUACCCUUAUGGACCCAAACACCAGGACAGAACCACCCCAAAGGCAGAUGACGGGGCAUCUCCUCAGAUCCCCAUCUCUGAGAGCUUCUACUUUUAUGCCAGGAGGUAUCAGUCUCUUUAUGUGAACAAUAAUGGAGUGGUGUCAUUUGGUAAGCCAGUCAGCCAGUUCACUCCUGAUCCUUUCCCCUUGACGGAUGGACGGGCCUUUGUUGCUCCCUUUUGGGCUGAUGUCGAUAACCGCAUCACCGGCGAGGUCUACUACAGGCAGAGCCAAGAAAAGCAGCUCCUGCAGAGAGUCACAGAUGACAUCAACACUUACUUCCCGAGUGAAAAGUUCACGGCUACCUGGGCCUUCAUAGCCACUUGGGACCAAGUGGCUUUCUAUGGAUCCCUGUCCUCCAAGGUGAACACAUUCCAGGCUGUUUUAACCUCCAAUGGUAAACUGUCUUUCGUUAUACUGAACUAUCAGGACAUCCAGUGGAUAUCAGGGCAGGCAAGUGGUGGAGAUGCUCACACCGGCUUGGAGGGCACACCUGCUCAGGCUGGAUUUAACAAUGGAGAUGCUAACAACUACUUCAACAUCCCUGGAUCUUGGACUCCAAGCAUCAUUAAUGUCAGCUCCACAAGUAACAUCAUGGACCCUGGGCGCUGGGUCUUUGAGGUGGAUGUCUUUGCAGUGCCAAAUGGCUGUGUUUACAAAGCUAAUUUCCUGCCAGUCAGUGCCACCUUCUGGACUGAAUCAGCUUGCGAGGAGAAGUGCCAGUGCACGUCUGAAGAUCCCAGGGUGACAUGCCAGGCCAGCGGGUGCUCUGCAGAUGAGAUUUGCCAGCCAAAUUCCUGGUACCAUGUGUGCCGGCCCACCCAUAAGGCCACCUGCCACGUCUUGGGUGGACGGCACUACACCACCUUUGAUGGCCGACUGUACCAGUUCCAAGGCAACUGUGUUUAUGUGCUGUCUCAGAUGUGUGCACCCUCACACAACCAAAGCCUGGAGUAUUAUCGGGUGGAAACAGGAAUUUCAGGGGAAACUCCAGAAGUGUCACAAAUAGAGCACUUGCACAUGAUGGUCUACGGACAGGACAUUACUGUAAUAGCCAACUCUGUUGGGCAUGUCAUGAUCAAUGGAAUCAAGAGCCUUCUUCCUGUGACCCUCCUUGGUGGCAAGAUCCGAGUGCAUCAGAGUGGAUUCUCAACUAUGAUAGCCACCGAUUUGGGGGUGGAAAUUUCCUACAAGGGGAGUCAACAUGUAGAGGUUGCUGUUCCUGCCAGCUACCAUAAUACCACCUGUGGCCUCUGUGGAACCCUGAAUGAAAACCCCGCUGAUGAUUUCUCGACUCCAAACAGAUCCCUCGCGGCAUCGGCAGCUCUGUUUGCUAAAAGCUGGCAGGUGCACUAUGCGGAGGACCAGUGUGGGGACACCCAAGGGUUGCCAAGCUGCCCUUCAACCGAAUUGGCUCUUUUUUCCAGCCCAGAGUACUGUGGCAUCCUGAAGGAAUCUCCAGGUCCUUUUGCAAACUGUGCAAAGGCUCUGCCUCUCUCCAGCUUUAUGGAAAGCUGCACGUAUGAUCUUUGCACAUCUGGGGGCAAUCGGAUGGUACUGUGUGAAUUUCUCCAUAUUUAUGCUGGACGUUGUCAAGCAGCAAAUGCCACAGUUGGGCAGUGGAGUUCGGAUGCAUUUUGUCGAAUAACUUGUCCAGAGAACAGCCAUUAUGAGCCUUGCUCUACUGCCUGCCCAGCCAGCUGCUUGGAUUCCACAGCCCCACUUUAUUGCAACGAGCCUUGCAGGGAGGGCUGCUUUUGCAACAGAGGCUACAUUCUUAGCGGAGGAGCUUGUGUGCCCCUGGACCAUUGCGGCUGCACUCUGAACGGCCGGUAUUACCAGGUGGGAGAUGACGUGAUCCUGACAGAUACCUGCAGCCAGAAAUGCUCCUGUAGGCGUCCUUCCCACCCCAUGGAGUGCCAGAAGCAUGCUUGUGGGGCUCUGGAAACGUGCAAAGUUGUGAGCGGCGUGCUGGGCUGUUACCCGGCGACCUUUGGCAACUCCUGGAUGUUUGGGGACCCCCAUUACGUCACUUUUGAUGGGGUCGCAUUUGACUACGAGGGAACGUGCAAAUACAUGCUGAGCAAGUACUGUGCCCCCCAGGGAGCCCUCCCUUACUUCGCCAUAAAAGUGGAGAACGAACACCGGGGCUCCUUGGCCGCAACAUGGGCACGUCUGGUGGAGAUAGACGUCUAUGGGGAGCACAUUGCCAUAGCGGCUGGUCAGUACGGCAAAGUGCAGUGUGAGGGCUUCCUCUAUGGCUUUUUCAGUCCGCAAUAA
Molecule: messenger RNA, 2406 nt
Organism: Podarcis muralis (Common wall lizard)
Lineage: Eukaryota; Metazoa; Chordata; Lepidosauria; Squamata; Lacertidae
Source: RefSeq, a predicted model, not a curated record